GUGAAAACAUCAUAGGCAUCUUUUCCGGUGGCAAUUAUGGUGUCUCGCGACGCGACGCGACACCAAUAGAUGUCUCGUGAUUGGAGACGAGACAGGCCUCUAAGCUCCGCCCAUUUCUGUGACGUAAUGGGAAUGGUCGCAGUUGACGGCUUGCUAUUUUACUGUACUGGUUAUUUUUCUUACAGGUAAAUAAUAUUUUGGAUGGCUUUUGAUAUCUUAUGGUGGAUAGUGCGGCCAAUAUAAGUAUAAAUAUGCAUGAAAUAUCCGAAGUAUGAGGAAUGCAUCUGGCAACUCGAUGAAUGUUUACCGCCUGCUCGAUUCCUGUCGCGUAAAAGGUGCCGCGUUCCCCGUAACCGCUGGAAAAGAUGGCAAUAGUCCCCCUUUUAAGAUCACAUAAGGCUAGACAGGCCUGGGUUUGUGUUUUCUGCUUCAAAAAAUGACUGAAUAAACAAACGUCACGCAGCUAAAAAAGCUGUAACCGUACAGCAGACUGCACAGCACAGACCGGCUUCUGCUGGUAGGUGGGCCGUUCAAAUAAACGUGUAUUAGGUUGCGUGCACAGAGAAAGCAGGUUUGCCCGCGCCGGCUACCGGCGCCGACCCGCGCCAAGAAUUCAACCAUAUAAACAAGUGUAAGUGUGCACAGAGGAAGCAGGUCCGAGCGCCGGCAGCCCGCUUCAACCCGCUGUCCUGUUUGCUCCGAUCAUUCUUGCCUACUCAACCCACGCGGGUGGACGCUAUUGGAUGUAGAGUAGGAUGGAUGCUGAGCUCCUAAUAGCCAAAGCUUAUGAGAGACAGCCAGUGUGGAACAAAUGGAAGAAGCCCCACGCCAACAGGAAUGGGGCGGAUAAGCUGUGAGCUGAAAUCAGGAAAAUUGGAAUGAAAUAAAGUAUUCGCGAAAGUCAUUUCAUAAAAAUAGUUUCUAUGUCCCAAAGGAUAUUGAUAAACGUGAUUUUUUUUUAUUACCAUUCCACUUUCCAGCAUUUAGUUCCUUCAAGUGACUGUCACACUAUAGUGAGUCGGAACUGGUUACCCGCGUCCUUUUUGUACACCUUAUCGCGCUGGUUUCCGAUGCCGGCCUGCGCUUGAAACCAGCGCGCCGGUAACCUGCCCUAAAGAUGCAGGAUCUCCUGGAACGAUUCACGAUGCAAAGUCAAACGCAUUUUUAAGGUAUACAUAGGUUGCGACAAACUCAUGACCAAACUCUAAAGUGACUGAAAGUGAAAGGAUACGGUCUGUUGUAAAUUUGCCAGGAGUGAAUCCAAACUGAUUCAGCACCUUGGAUUUGUUUACUGAGAGAGGAGGUGGUUAAGUUUGCACAGUAUAAGGAUCGACAGUUUGAACGAAAUAAUAUUAUAAAGAUUUAAGAAUUACUGACAAAUUGAUUUCAGUAAAUGGAAGAAAAAAAUGUAGGCCGCCUGAUAAGGUUUGUAAAUAAACUAGCAUGGUAUCUAAUCUGAAGAACAAACGUUGUGAAGAAAAAUAGAAAAAGGAAGUCAAGCGUAAGAUAAGAUAAUAAGUAACCGAAAUAAAAUUCCAUGUAAAGCAAGAUUAACAACAGAAACGAAGAGGAAGAAGAGAUAAAAAAGUGCGGUUUUACGAGAACAGAUAAAAAGCAAGGUACAGGACACAGUAGUAGCGUGCAAGCAACAGUGAACGGUGAUUCAGGUUGGAUUUCGAGGUGGUGUGAAAUAUUCUAGAUUGACUAUUUGAAAUUACAGUGACACUCACAGGCAGGAUUCAACCCAUAGGCCUACCUUGCAUCCUUCGGGGGACAUGAUCCUGAUGUUAUUCAGAGAUGGUCCUAAAAUCCUUAGCCUGUUUACCGGCUGUCUAUUGGGCUCUGUGACUCUGCUCCCGAUGUCACAGGCGGUACAAAAUAGCGACGUAGCAGGAGUGGUACUUCGUGAAGCCAGCAGAAAGCACAGAGCUUUUACCGUCUUCGCAUAUACACAUGACAACUGUACCUCCUACGAUGGAACCAUGCUGAAGUUCGCUGACCUAAGGACCUGUGAAGGGCAAUACCUUUCUGGUGUACUGAUUUCUCUUUGCAACGAAUCAAAGAUUUGUUCGCCGAUUACAAGUUCCUCUGAAGUCUGCCUUAAUAUAACUAUCGAUGACAAAAGCGCAGCUAUUAAAUUCCCUGCUACUGAGGACAUCGUGUUGGUACCUGGAGAUGUUACGGUUAUGAACUGGACACAGAGAGGCAACACAUCGGCAUUGGUCGUUAAAUGGAAUAAACAUAUGCUGUACAAGCUUAGACUCAGGCCAUUCAAAAGUCCGCAAGAGUAUACAGAAAUCGACGGUUUCUUGUACCAGAACAGCUCACUGAUCUUCCAGGUGGAAUGGGACAACCUCGAGUACGUAAAUUACUACGCGUAUGUUGUUCUGUUCAACUAUUGUGAGGACAAAAUCGCUGAAUUUCAGGCCCCGGAUCUUCAUUACGUUCCGGAAGUGACACAGCCGGAUAAGGACACUCCGGAGCGCUCUUGGGUGGAUCCUCUGCUGAUCGUGUUGGCGGUUGCAGUCGCGGGCGUGCUCGGGACCCUAGUUUGCAGAGGAAGGCGCCCGGGAGGAAGACUGUGCCGCAGCCCCGAGGGCGCCGCCGCCUCAGGUCCGCCGGCGCCCGUGUACCCGACGCAGCCUCCUCCGGCCGCCGCCGCGCCGAGCAAAGCCGCGCUGCUCGUGUAUGCAAAGGACGUGAUUCCACAAGCGAAGGAACUCCUCCAAGAACUGAGAGAGAGAUCGGCGUGUGAGAUUCUUGACCUGCAUGACGUCUACGAUUUCGACAAACUGCAUGACUCGACGGCGUGGCUGGUGCGCACCCUUCGCAACCCGGCUGUUCUGAAGAUCCUCGUGGUGUCCGAAGAGGGGGAGCGACUGCAGGAUCUUCACAGGUCUUCCGUGCGGAUUCCUGUGCAGGAUGGGGACCUCGAGAGGUUUUCCGACGCCGAAGGAGGGAGAGGGUCGGGUGCUGGUUCGAGAUCCCUUCGCCAGGGUCUUGAGGGUGACCUUUCUCCUCUGGUACUUCCAGAGUCCCGGAAUAAAGAUUGUGAGUCUUGUCCACGUCCCGUAAAGAAAGGCUGCAUUCUCCCAGGUGGUUCGACGAGGAACCAAAGGGUGUCUGACGAAGAAAGUCCACUCGCCGAGGAAGAUGAGGAAACGGCUUUGGGAUUCCUGUACGACUACAUGAUCCGCAUACAGGAGUCUUCAUGUUUAUCCAAAAACAACCUUGUCUACAAAGCCCAGUUUGCGGACGGCCCCCUGGAUCGGGUGACAGACAGCCGCCUCUUCCUCCUCCCGCGUCAAACCCACUUCCUCGUGCAGGCAAUCAACGCGUUUGUGGCCGGAGAGUGAGUGCGGGAAUACCCAAAGGCCUUGGCGGUGCGUACUGGCUGUCGGGAUUUCAGUCCACCGAUGAAGAUGGGAACGCGAGCAUCGUCGUCCUCACUUUUGCUGACGGAGGAUUUACUCUCUCUCUCUUUACUCUCUCUCUCUCUCUCUCUC
Molecule: messenger RNA, 3506 nt
Organism: Penaeus vannamei (Pacific white shrimp)
Lineage: Eukaryota; Metazoa; Arthropoda; Malacostraca; Decapoda; Penaeidae
Source: RefSeq, a predicted model, not a curated record